AUGACGUCGGUGAGUGACCUCUUCACACCUGUUGAUGAGUUGAGGUUGACAGAGCCAUACUAUUCGACCGGUGGUCUUCCGGUGAGUGCAGGGACAACGUUCAGUCAGAAAACCCCAGUUAUGGUGCUCGAUGAAGCAGCUCGUCGUGUUUAUGGAGUUCCUCCAGAUUACCAAUUGAUUAGCGAGGUCCCCGCUUUUGGUUUUUCUUGUCGCUUAAUGAACAGGAGCGCGACAGGAUGUGGAAAAACGAAAAAGGCGGCGAAACAUCAAGCUGCACGAGCUCUGCUUCAUGAACUGAUCGAAGCAAACCUACAAUUGGAAUUUGGUAUUCCAGGAGAAACUAAACAAGCUGCACAUCAAGCAGUAGAUGGGCUUGCGGUUGGUGAUGUUCGAGUUGAACCAUCAGACGAAGAUCUUCCGCCCUCUACUGGACAGAAUGAGAAUCACUCAGGGAAGCUCUUGCAACUUUGUCAUAAGAACAAACUCGAAGCUCCUGAGUAUAGUUACAAAGAAGAAGGCCCUUCAAACGACCGUACAUUUACAACUACUUGUAAGGUUGGCGGUCAAGAAGUUGUAGGAGUGGCGAAAACAAAAAAGGUUUCGAAAAAUAUCGCUUCACAAAAAAUGCUCGCUAUCAUAGAGAAAGGCAUUGUUAACAUGAAUAAGGAACCUGAUUUAGACCGAGAUGCGGACGAAGAUGAGAAUCCGUCAGUUGGUGAACUCCAAUGCAAUAUACCACAUGCUUCUGACCCUAUGACCGUCGUAUCAGAAAUUUUAUCCGAUACCAAACGGUUCGAGUCUCCUACUCAAGAGUACCGUAUUCUUGAAAAUAAGUGUGCUUUUGGUGAGUAUUCUGUUGAUUUGCAUAGCAGUCAAUUUUUUUUCAAACUUCUCAAACCUUUUAGUCCUCAAGUUUUCGAGUAG
Molecule: messenger RNA, 924 nt
Organism: Angiostrongylus costaricensis
Lineage: Eukaryota; Metazoa; Nematoda; Chromadorea; Rhabditida; Metastrongylidae
Source: the annotation of a GenBank genome assembly